UCUGUGUUUUCUCCUUCAGCGCGCACGGUCACACCCUUCGUUAAGCAUAGAAAAUAAACAAAAAGCUCUGCGGAAAUUAUGUUUUCACGAUAAUAACCAACACAUUUGUGCUGGCGCAAGUGUGUGCUGGAAAAUCCAACCCCCCGGGUAUCGCGAAACCGCACCAGGACGUGGAAGUUUGCCGCGGAAACGGCUAUUGCGUAUUCCGCACCACGGACACGGAAGCAGCAGCAACAACAACAUUGUAAAAGUUCACUGUCGCUUCGGCGAUGGCCACGGCACCGCGUUCCCUGGACACCAUCUCCCUGUGCUCCACCGUCUCCAGUUGCCCGGAUCGGAAUGGCUUUUACGGUGGUUUCCAGCGCACAGACAAGCCCAAGGAGCCGCUGUCCAAGGCACAGAUCAUAGCCAGGGAAAAGAAAUGGCUCUACAUGAUUGAGAACUGGUCCACAUACAUGUCCAAGAACUACAAGAAGAUCCGUGAUCGCUGUCGCAAGGGCAUACCAAAAUCGGUGCGGCCCAAGGCCUGGUUCUAUUUAUCCGGGGCGUAUCUGCUGAAAAAGAAAAACCCCAAUGUCUACAGCGAACUGCUGGAGAAGCCCGGCAAUCCCACGACCAUCGAGGAGAUCAAAAAGGACAAGCAUCGUCAGUUUCCCUUCCACGAAAUGUUCCUCGACGAGCAGAAAGUCGGACAGAUUGAACUCUUCAAUGUGCUCAAAGCCUACUCGAUUUACAACCCGAAGGUGGGCUUCUGCCAGGCGCAGGCACCGAUAGCAGCCUUUCUAUUGAUGCACCUGCCCGCAGAGGAUGCCUUCUGGGUGUUUGUCAGUGUUUGUGAUGUUUACCUACAGGACUACUUCAUACCCGGCCUGGAGGUGAUCCAGAACGAUGCCGGCAUCCUGGAGGGCCUUCUGAAGAAGACCUGCCCGCCCGUAUAUCGUCACCUGCAGAAGCACAAAGUGGAACCCCUGCUCUACAUGACCGAUUGGUUCCUCUGCGCAAUGACCCGAACCCUGCCCUGGGAGACGCUCCUGCGCGUAUGGGAUUGCUUUCUGGCCGAGGGCAUACGGGUGAUCUUUAAGGUGGCCCUGGUCAUCAUCGGAGCCUCGCUAAGUCGGCACAAGGUGCGCAAGACGUGCACAGGUCUGUGCGAAACACUGGAAGUGCUACGUUCGCCGGAGGAGCACAUUGUCGAGGAGGAAUUCAUCAUCAAUAACAUGAUGCGUCUGAACCUGCGUGUCGAGGACUUUCAGAUCGAGCAUACGCGUCAGAAGGCGCGUCGGGCCAAGCAGAAGGCGCAACAGGAGGCAGAGUCCGGCGGACAUCGACGCAAUAUGCCAACCCUGUGAGAGGGUUAGCAGCUACUACUACUUUAACAAAUUGUUACUAAACACACAAACACAACAAUGUGCAUUGAGUUGCAUAAGAUUUUUACGUUUACAAUCGAAUAGGAGAAGAAGGCGAAAGAUCGUGCACAAAGCGGAGGCGAGGCGAGUCGAGUGACCGGAACUGCUUUAGACAGUUUACGCGGUCAGUCAAUUACGGAGACAUCAUUCCAAGCAAUCAGUUUGUCUAAUUUUAAGCCAAUUCUUUUGUUGAGCACAUUUGGGGCUGGACUUGUAUCUGUAUUCGUAUUCGUAUUAUUCAUUUAGUGGCAAUUAUUAUGAGCGUGCAAUUUGUUUAUGCUUUUCAAAAGUA
Molecule: messenger RNA, 1698 nt
Organism: Drosophila kikkawai
Lineage: Eukaryota; Metazoa; Arthropoda; Insecta; Diptera; Drosophilidae
Gene: wkd
Product: TBC1 domain family member whacked
Source: RefSeq, a predicted model, not a curated record